CGCCGGUUCUGUGCGCGUCUUUUGUGCUCACCUGCAGUUUAUGUACAAUGUCCUGCGAAGAUCGUCUGCAAUUGUGAGCUGUCGUCUGCAUCUCGGGAAGUGAUGUGAUCUUCUCGCGACUUGCUGCCAAAAAGUAUACGGGUGUUUUUGCGUGUGAAGAAGCGUGAAAUUUUUGUGUCACAGGUGUCAACACUGUCGUCUGCUUCGAAAUGAACGAAUUUAGGCGUUGCAUUAUGGCACCACAUGAAGAACGUUCACAAAUGGCUGCAAUCCGGAAAAAGCUAGUAAUAGUGGGCGACGGCGCCUGUGGUAAAACGUGCUUGCUUAUAGUAUUCAGCAAAGACCAGUUUCCAGAAGUAUACGUGCCGACAGUAUUCGAAAACUAUGUGGCUGAUAUCGAAGUUGACGGUAAACAGGUGGAGCUAGCUCUUUGGGAUACCGCCGGGCAGGAGGACUACGACCGGUUGCGGCCGCUGUCCUAUCCGGAUACGGACGUGAUCCUCAUGUGCUUUUCAAUCGACUCUCCGGACUCCCUGGAGAAUAUCCCCGAGAAGUGGACCCCCGAAGUCCGUCACUUUUGUCCAAAUGUGCCCAUCAUACUUGUCGGCAACAAGAAGGACCUGCGUAACGAUCCCCACACGACACGAGAACUGGCCAAGAUGAAACAGAAGCCCGUAGCACCAGAGGAAGGUCGUACCAUGGCAGAGAAAAUCAAUGCCUACGGCUACCUGGAGUGCUCGGCAAAGACAAAGGAUGGCGUGCGCGAGGUCUUUGAGACUGCAACGAGGGCUGCACUCCAGGUCAAGAGGCCGAAGAAGACAAGAUGCGUUCUCUUGUAGUCGGGCACUCUCUGACCAGAAGUCUCACUUGCUGCAGCGUCUCUGCAGAAUCCUUCAGCGUUUUCUCCCUUCCCUUCGGCAUCCCUCUUAGUUGUAAAAAAAAAAAAAAAAGAAAACAUCCUGCAGAGCGACAACGGGGAAAAAAAAAUAUGGAGGAAUUCCGAAGCUCGCGGGCGUGCCAUUACUGCAAAGACUUUCCCACGGACCAAAGAAAGAACGAGUAUCCCUCGUAACCGAAGCAUUUAGGGAAGCGCUAAGCAAAGUUGUUUGGUUGCACUCUUGCCUCUGCUACAGUUACUGUUGUGUUCUUAAGUAAUGCGCAGGCUUCCUUGAGGCUCAAGUGUUGCCCUACUGUGUGUGUGUGCUGGCUGAAGCCAUUAAAAAAAACGCCUUUUUCUUUUUUUCGCCACCUGUACUGUGCCGGUGUUACUGAGCAUGAGUGAUCUUCGAUUUGACCGAACUCUAAACUCUUUAAACCUUGGCCCAACUCCGAAGCGAAUGUUACGACUGGGUGGCCAAGAACAUUGUGGAUGACAGUUAAAAUGAACCACUAAUUUGUGGUGACAGCCACUAGCAACACAAUUCUCUGUAUAAGGUUGUUUCUUGAGAUCAGAAACUUGUAAAUAAGGAGUGUUACAUAUUUAUCGCUCGACGUCUGGAGGGGACGUUUGGGGUCUUUUUUUUUUUUUUAACAUCCUGCAAACUGUCAGCUACCUGAACUCUGUUGUCCGGUGGGGGGAACUCCCAGAAGCUUUUGUUAGCGCUGCUCUACCGUUUUUGGUGUCUUUCACUUCUACAAAGAGGGUAGUUUAGUACAUGGUUGCCAUUUCUGGGAGAAGGGCUUUUUGCUGUACAUAUUCAUAUAGGGAUUUUUUUUUUUGUCUUGCAUACGUGAGCCGUUGACAAGAUGUGCAAGUGAUGUUUUUAUAUUGAGGGAGAGCUACGUACAUUAAUGUCUUUUGGUAUGUGAUUGUAGACUUGUAACUAUUAAAUAUGUUUUGGAGAAAGA
Molecule: messenger RNA, 1848 nt
Organism: Ornithodoros turicata
Lineage: Eukaryota; Metazoa; Arthropoda; Arachnida; Ixodida; Argasidae
Product: ras-like GTP-binding protein Rho1
Exons: 5
Coding region: 210-839 (209 amino acids)
Biological process (GO): small GTPase-mediated signal transduction
Cellular component (GO): cytosol
Molecular function (GO): protein kinase binding; GTP binding; GTPase activity
Source: RefSeq, a predicted model, not a curated record